Molecule: messenger RNA, 1842 nt
Organism: Trichobilharzia regenti
Lineage: Eukaryota; Metazoa; Platyhelminthes; Trematoda; Strigeidida; Schistosomatidae
Source: the annotation of a GenBank genome assembly
CAACAAAAUAAAAGUUUUUUUUUGCAUCUUUUUUGGAUUACAUAGACUUUAUUGAAAUGCUCACUUUAUAAUUGAGAUAAUGUUUAUACAUUAAAUAACUGAUGGUAUUCAGCUGUCUACAUAUUUCUGAUAUUUCUAACAGUGUGUAUUUAAUUGGUGUUGAUGUUCGUUGCAUCACUGUCAACCGACUGUCUGGAUGUCGACUAAUCUAAUCAUAUAAAAAAGCAUCUAUAUCAUAUGUACAGUACACAGAAUCAUUAUGCCCAUCAGUUACCUUCACUAUCAAGCCCAAACAUUCAACAGCAUAGCACAACAGCAUCACAGUAUUUUAAUAAAGCUACAGACUAUACCCUUGAUAAUCAUAAUACCACUACUAAUAACUACAAAAACAGUAGUAUAGAUGAGGAUAGUAACAAUAAUAAUUUUGAAAAUGUUUCACAAAUUUUUAACCUUCAAGAGAAACACUUAUUAUCUGAUAAAAAUCAUCAUAAAUCAUUAGCCUACUCCCCGGGGAAUAAGCAUAGUUUAAUGCAGACAUCAUUUCAGCCGCCAACACUAAACACCUCAAGUAUGACAACCAUGAAGGGAAACAACGAGGGUAAACAAUCAAACGCUUUCACAGGGUUGAAUGAUCCUCAUCAACGUUACCGUAAUAAUAGUAAUAAUAACAAGGCGUUAUUUCGAUGUAAACUAUUAACAAUAUGCAAUUUUAUAAUUACCUUAUUAUUAAUUGGUUUCGGUAUUGCCUUGUAUGUACGCUAUCGUGAGUGUGAUGCACGCAUUGCAUUUAUUGAACAAUUGAUUGGCAAUUCAGAAUAUUAUGAUGAUAAAUCGAUGAUGUCAUCAGCAGCCUCAACAGUAUAUCCUUUCACAGAGAAAUUCAGUGAAGAUUCACCGGUUAACAAGGAUUUAUAUUCUACGCAUAAACCGUCCAUAAAUGGCUUUGCUAAAAGUAGUAAAAUAUGGCCAGCAUUGAAUAUUGAAAUGUUCCAAAAAGUCUGUCGUGGUCUAUCCAUCGAUUGUAAUGAAAUGAAAUUCUAUGAAGGCAAACCAGGACCUCCAGGACCUCCAGGGGAACCUGGCAGACCUGGACCUCCAGGACCACAAGGACCAAUGGGACCUCCAGGACCACCGGGUCAACCAGGCACACCAGGUGAAAAGGGACCACCAGGUGAAACUGGCCCACAAGGACCACCUGGUUUACGUGGAUUAAUUGGGUUACAAGGUCCGAAGGGCCCACCAGGACCAGCUGGACCUCCUGGAAGAGAUGGUAAAUCUAAUGCAUGUAAUCUCAUGUGUGAAAAAGACAGCUUUAGAUAUGCUAAAGGACAGCCAGUGUGUGAAGUAAAGUGUACAGAAUCAGUUGGUUAUAAAAAAGAUCAAAACUAGAAGAUUCAUUUAUUGGUGAUUAAUAACAGCUCUACUUAAAUCGAGUCUAUUGAAAACGAAUUCAGUCGAGAGCAUCCUUUACAAUUAUUAUUAUUUCUCUAUCACAAACAAUCCAGCGCUUAUAAAACCCCUUGGAUGGACAAUGAGAUCUUCUCAUGUGUAAAAUAGACAGUAACACACACGCACACACACUACCAACUUUAUUAUGUGCUCCUGGAAUCUCCUCUUCUUUUUUCCUUCUCCACAUAGGAUACAAAUAUACAUUUCAGAUCACGUUUCUAGGCUACAUUAUUUCACUUGAUAACUUGAAAACAAAUAUUAAUAAAAUUCAAAUCUGUAUACUAACAUUAUUAUUAUUAUUAAAACCUGAUUUAUUCUAAAACGAACUAUUUCUUCAGAAUUUGCGCGUGAUUCAGUAUUGUUUAAUCCUUUUCCUGGUCUUUAAAUACACAC